CUACUCAAAACUCAAAAGCCUUAUCGUUCUUGCAAAGCUAGGGUUUAUCAAGUAAACCCUGAUUUCCUCCUCUUUCCCACUAAUUUGCAUUCAUCUGUUUUUAGAGAUGGCUUUUUCGUCGGCUUUUCGUCGCAUUCUCAACGGACCAUCUUCUAUUAUGAGCUCUCAGUUCGCUUCAGCUCGAUUCAACUCAACUUUAACUGCCCCAAAGCUAUUUAUCAGCGGCCUGAACAGAAACACGACUGAUGAAAAACUUAAAGAAGCAUUUGAACCAUUUGGCCAGCUUGUGGAGGCAAAAGUGAUCAUGGAUAGGGCUACUCAAAGAUCAAAGGGUUUUGCAUUUGUGACAUAUGCAUCAAUAGAAGAAGCUGAGAAAGCUCGUGAAGGAAUGAAUGCAAAGUUCUUAGAUGGAUGGGUUAUUUUUGUGGAUCCAGCAAAGCCAAAGGAAUAUAGACCACCUGCAGAUCCUGAAUCACAGCAGCAAUCUGAGUUUGGAUUCAAAACAAACAAGACUAUUGGUUGGUGUGGCUAAUUGUCAUGUUUAAUGAGGGUUUUAGACAUAUUCUUACUAUGAUUCCCAUGGGUUUGAAAUGAAGUUAUGUUGACACAUAUAUGGAAUUUUUAAUCAUUGUUUAGAAUCUGUGAUUGAAUGGCGUUGAAGAUAA
Molecule: messenger RNA, 665 nt
Organism: Lactuca sativa (garden lettuce)
Lineage: Eukaryota; Viridiplantae; Streptophyta; Magnoliopsida; Asterales; Asteraceae
Product: RNA-binding (RRM/RBD/RNP motifs) family protein
Molecular function (GO): RNA binding
Source: RefSeq, a predicted model, not a curated record